Molecule: messenger RNA, 831 nt
Organism: Pseudomassariella vexata
Lineage: Eukaryota; Fungi; Ascomycota; Sordariomycetes; Amphisphaeriales; Pseudomassariaceae
Product: RTA-like protein
Exons: 2
Cellular component (GO): fungal-type vacuole; plasma membrane
Source: RefSeq, a predicted model, not a curated record
UGCACAUUUCACACGUGCUACGUAUCGUCAUCACCUUAUGGCUACCGCCCCAGUAUGGCCGCAAACAUCGCCUUCUUAAUUAUUUAUACCGCUUGUUUGGCGGGCUGCGCUCUCGUGACUUUGGCGACGCGGCGAUGGAUUAUUUUCAGCAUACCGCUCGCGGGGGCCUGCGUGUUGGAAAUCGUGGGUUAUAGCGUUCGCAUGGGUAGCUGGGCCGAGCCGUGGAGGGCGUCGUUAUACGCGGUCACGAAUAUUUUCUUGAUGAUCGCGCCGUCGCUCAUUUCUACCGCGAUGUACACAACAGUGCCAAAAGUAGUACAAAUAAUCGGAAAGGAGCACUCGCUCAUCCGCCCCGAUAUUUACGGCUAUCUCGUGGCCAUCGACCUGGUAGCGAUUCUCGUGCAGCUCGUGGGAUUCAUCGUCACGUUUUCGGACUUGACGGCCGUUGACGGUCUCGGCCCCAGCGCUGAGAAAGGCGCCAGCGUUAUCGCGGCCGGUGCUGGUGUCCAAUUCUUGGCGCUGGCAUCUUUUUCGGUGCUAUUCACCAUAGUCAUCUUCAAGGCUUCCAUGGCCUACCACGAAUUUGGCUAUACGACGUUCCACAAGGACCGCGGGUACGUCUUGCUCGGCGGCAAAUUCAAGGCCCGCGUCGGGAUGAUGAUGGCCGCCACCAUGUGUCUCCUGACGAGAGGAGUCUUCAGAAUAAUGGCCCUGGCGGACGGGCUUGAUGGGUCCAUCUCGAGGAACGAGGCGUUGUUCGUCGUGUUUGAUGGCUUGUUGGUCGCGGCAGCGAUAUUGUGCCUUCUGGGGCUGCAUCCGGCGUAUGUUUUG